GAUUUGUUUUGACACUUUGAGUUGAUUUGAACGCAAAAACAAUAUGCACAUUUUGAGUGUUGCUUUGAUUUGAAGUUCUGCUGUUAAAGGCACGUCUACUUCUACCGCUUUCGACAAGUUGUUCUGACAGUUUGGUGGAAAAUUAUCAUCUAAUUAUUUAUCAACAGUUCCAUUUGUGUGCGUCAACACAAGUGUGUUUGAUUGGUGUUUUAUUAGAAAGCAAUGGACAUGAAUAAUUCGACAGAAGAUCCGCCAGCUAAGAAAAUUCGGUAUGACGCGGCAAGCGAUGUAAAUCCUCCCAAAACUGUCAAUCCGUUGCUACUUCGCAGUUUGCAAAAAGUUAGUCAUUUGCUUAGCAGCGAGGUGAAAUCCAAAUACGGAAUAAAAUCGCCAAAUGAAGAAUCAUCGAAACCAUGGUCAUCGAAACCAGAGCAGCCAAUGGAAGAAGCAGAACAAAAUCGACCAAAUGGACCGAAUUUAAUGGUUCUUGACGAUGACUGUUUGAUGGAAUUAUUUGUUUUUCUGAAGCCAAUGCACCUGGCCCACUUGGCACAUGUCAAUGUACGACUGAAUAAACUGGUCAAGCGGUACAUUCAAUGCAAAUACAAAAUUCGGUUUGCCCCAAAUUUCAACAUCAGUGCACACGAUCGGACGGUUCGUAUCAAUCUGGAGGUUUUGCAAGCAUUUCUCUACAUUUUUGGUGAAGAUAUCGUCACAUUGACGCUUCACAACAAUGUAUUCGAUGGCACAUACGAUAAGUUUCGAAGUAUGAGUCAAAUUCAGGACUUCAUACAGAAAUAUUGUCAUUUGAAAGAGCUGGCAUUCGUUGGAUUUGGAAUGUGUGGGCUGACUAACCAAUUUUAUACAGAUCUUAAAUCGUUGACACUCGACGACUGUUCUGUCACCCGUAGUUGGGCCAACAUGAAGCAGCUAAAAACACUCAAAUUGAAUACAUUGAUAUUUCGUCGAUAUCCAAUGGAAUACAUAUCGCGUGAAAACUAUGAUUGGGAAUUUCGUCCGAAACCAAAACCCAUACCAAUUCCAACCAAUUGCUUCGGUGCACUAGAAGAAUUGCAGCUCAACGACGUCAAUAUUGACAAUGGAGUCGCAGCCAAACUCAUCAAUUCAAAUAGAAACUUAAAACGUUUGUCAAUUGUCAAGUGCCGGGAAAUUUCGCCAUUCAUAUUUGAAGCCGUUGGCCGAAAGAAAAAUUUGGAAGAAUUCGAGUUCAAAACACAAAAGUCUUUCUACAGCAGCGGUUUCGCGCCAUUGAUGUCAUUGAAGAAGUUGAAGGUGCUGAAGUUGUUCCAUCAGGAGAAAAGUCUACCACAACGUGCAAUUCGCUACCUUCCAAAAGGAAUAACUUUGGAGCAAUUACAACGCAAAACUCGCACAUUGGAACUUGUAAACAACAUCGUUAAAAAUGGGAUUACACUCGAUCAUUUGGAAUUGGGCCUGGAUAAUUUUGAUGAUGAAACAGCUGCGAGCAUCGCAAAAAUGUCAACAAUCAAAAUACUCAAGUUCAGCGAAAUGGCUGGACUGAACGAAUCACACAUUGCAACCAUUGCUGAAUUGCAAUCGCUCAAGGAGCUGCAGGUCAAAACGAAAGCGACCAUUUCUCAAAGUGGAUUGCAGAAAAUUGUGCGUGCAGCCAAUCGAUUGACGUGCUUAAAAGUAGAUUCACCCGGUUUUUUGCUCGAUGUCGAAACAUACCAAGCCAUAUUGGGUAUAAUUCAGAAGCGUACAAUUCAAACCAAGCUUGAGUUGACAAUCUAUGGAAAUGGAAAUCAGUUGGCUGUGCCGAAUGAAAUGUUGAACGGAAAGAACGAAGAAUGGUUCACAGUGAAGGAACUCAACCGGGCUAGAUACAGCAUGUUUGAGGAUUUAACAUCAAAAAUUGGACAGCCACCACCUCAACGCGAUUAUUAUUCAUCUGACAGUGACGACAGUGAUUAUUAUUAUUAAAUUUAUUGAUCGUUUAUUUGAGUGUUUAUUAGUUUCAAGGAAGAAAGGAAACAUUUGUUAUUAUGUCACUAAAAAUGUUAAGCAAAUGUAAAAAAAAUGGUGCAAAAUGACGCACACAAACUGUGACACAACCAAUCAUACUGUAAAGUCGAACAAAAAAGUAUUAAUUAAGCAAAUGACAAUGAAAUAAUUGAUCAAUCUCACUAUCGAUUAAGAAAAAUUAUCGAAUUCAUAACUCAACAAACAUUUUACAUUAGUUCAACUAGAACAUUUCAUGUCUAUUUUUUUCCAUUUUGUUCAAUUAAAAUUACAAUUCACACAGUGAUGAA
Sitodiplosis mosellana (orange wheat blossom midge) is the source of this 2294-nucleotide messenger RNA. RefSeq lists its product as uncharacterized. The record is from RefSeq and is a predicted model, not a curated record. The transcript has 3 exons. The coding region runs from base 223 to 1965 and encodes 580 amino acids. NCBI's taxonomy places the organism in Eukaryota, Metazoa, Arthropoda, Insecta, Diptera, Cecidomyiidae.